Messenger RNA from Myodes glareolus (Bank vole), 1665 nucleotides. It is a transcript of the gene Atp6v0d1, whose product is annotated as ATPase H+ transporting V0 subunit d1. Gene Ontology annotation, biological process: proton transmembrane transport. NCBI's taxonomy places the organism in Eukaryota, Metazoa, Chordata, Mammalia, Rodentia, Cricetidae. The record is from RefSeq and is a predicted model, not a curated record. Gene Ontology annotation, cellular component: proton-transporting V-type ATPase, V0 domain. Gene Ontology annotation, molecular function: proton-transporting ATPase activity, rotational mechanism.
CGUGAGACGCUUUGCGUCACUUGACGCACUUGACAGCCCUCUGCGGGCGCCGAGUCAGCUGAUCUGGGAGUCGAGUUGCGUGCGGGCUGAUCAGGGCUCUCUGGUCCUGCCGUCUCCGCCGUCCCUGCCGUCCCCGCCGUCCCCGCCGCAGCCAUGUCGUUCUUCCCGGAGCUUUAUUUCAACGUGGACAAUGGCUACUUGGAGGGAUUAGUGCGCGGCCUGAAGGCCGGGGUGCUCAGCCAGGCGGACUACCUCAACCUGGUGCAGUGCGAGACUCUCGAGGACUUGAAGCUGCACCUGCAGAGCACAGAUUAUGGCAACUUCCUGGCCAAUGAAGCAUCACCUCUGACGGUGUCAGUCAUCGAUGACAGGCUCAAGGAGAAGAUGGUAGUGGAGUUCCGCCACAUGAGAAACCAUGCCUAUGAGCCGCUCGCCAGCUUCCUGGACUUCAUUACUUAUAGCUACAUGAUUGACAACGUGAUCCUGCUCAUCACAGGCACAUUGCACCAGCGUUCAAUCGCUGAACUUGUGCCCAAGUGCCACCCACUAGGCAGCUUUGAGCAGAUGGAGGCCGUGAACAUCGCACAGACACCUGCAGAGCUCUACAAUGCCAUUCUGGUGGACACGCCCCUGGCGGCUUUUUUCCAGGAUUGCAUCUCAGAGCAGGACCUUGAUGAGAUGAACAUCGAGAUAAUCCGCAAUACGCUUUACAAGGCCUAUCUGGAGUCCUUCUACAAGUUUUGCACUCUGUUGGGUGGGACCACAGCUGAUGCCAUGUGUCCUAUCCUAGAGUUUGAAGCAGACCGCCGCGCCUUCAUCAUCACCAUCAACUCUUUUGGGACAGAGCUAUCCAAGGAGGACCGUGCCAAACUCUUUCCACACUGUGGCCGACUCUACCCUGAGGGCUUGGCUCAGCUGGCUCGGGCUGAUGACUAUGAACAGGUCAAGAAUGUAGCUGAUUACUACCCGGAAUACAAACUGCUUUUUGAGGGUGCAGGUAGCAAUCCUGGAGACAAGACCCUGGAAGACCGAUUCUUUGAACAUGAGGUGAAGCUGAACAAGUUGGCCUUCCUGAAUCAGUUCCACUUUGGUGUCUUUUAUGCCUUUGUGAAGCUUAAGGAACAGGAGUGUCGCAACAUUGUGUGGAUUGCUGAGUGCAUCGCCCAGCGCCAUCGCGCCAAGAUUGACAACUAUAUCCCCAUCUUCUAGCAUUCUAACUCAAGGUUCCCAAAUGCACUGUGUGUGUCUUUGUGUGUUGUGGUGAAGCCCAUGACUCACUUGUCUGACCUGGUGAGGUGUAGCACGUUGUCCUGGGAUUGCUCAGUUUCCACAAUCCCCUCUGGGACUGCUCUUAGGCCUAAAAGGGAUUAGGGACCUCUCCCCUGAUGAAGAAUGAACCAAGAUUCCUCCAGAGCAAAGAGCCCCCAGCCCUCUGUUUAUGGCCACUGACAUAUCUAAGGAACUUGUGUCACUUUCAUGUCCCUCCCUGACCUGGGAACCCCUGGGCAGUGUGAGCCUCCUUGUCCCUCUAUGGCUCAUUCCCAGAGCAAUAGCCCUUGGAAAGAUUAAAGAGUGUGUGUCUUUGGGGUGUGGGGGAAGUAGCUUUGUAGCUCUCUCCUUCAGCUCUGCCUCUCUGAGACAAUAAAAUCCUCUCUUUAAAAAGUC